Camellia sinensis is the source of this 1914-nucleotide messenger RNA. RefSeq names its product methionine aminopeptidase 2B. Gene Ontology annotation, biological process: proteolysis. Gene Ontology annotation, cellular component: cytoplasm. Lineage: Eukaryota; Viridiplantae; Streptophyta; Magnoliopsida; Ericales; Theaceae. Gene Ontology annotation, molecular function: metalloaminopeptidase activity. The record is from RefSeq and is a predicted model, not a curated record.
ACAUGAAACCAAUUAAAGUUAGGAAAUUAGGGUUCUAGAUCUAUUCGAUUAUCUCCUUCAGAAAUACUCCCAAGAGAGUCGAAGCACUCCUUCGAAGGUGCGAUUGAAGAGGUUUAAUCGGUGCUGAUUGAUUCUCUCCUUCAAAGACCACAUUCCGCCCUGGAAUUUCAUGCAACUUGCAAGUUUUGAGCCUUCUCUGUAAUCAUCUUCAAAAAAAAAAAGAAGAAGGCCUUACUGAUGGCAAAGGAAGAGUUAAAUUCAAUACUACCAAUUGAAGAACAAGGAACUUCGGAGUUUGUAGAUUUCAAAGAAGCCAGUAGCAUUUCCUGUGUGUUGCAAAAAGAAGUUGAGGAGAAAGUAGAUAAUUUGGAUUUAGAUGAGCCACCAGAUUUGCCAGAAUGUACAAAGAAGAAGAAGAAGAAAAGUAAAAGCAAGAAGAAGAAAGAACUGCCAGAGCAAACUGAUCCACCAUCUAUUCCUAUUGUUGAACUUUUCCCUUCUGGGGAGUUUCCUGAGGGUGAAAUUCAACAAUACAAAGAUGAUAACCUAUGGAGGACUACAUCUGAAGAAAAGAGAGAGUUGGAGCGCCUGGAAAAACCCAUAUAUAAUUCUGUUCGUCGAGCUGCAGAAGUUCAUCGUCAGGUUCGAAAAUACAUCAAAGGUAUUUUGAAGCCUGGGAUGUUAAUGAUUGACUUAUGUGAAACCCUGGAGAAUACCGUCCGUAAGUUGAUAUCGGAGAAUAGUCUACAAGCAGGCAUUGCGUUCCCUACAGGGUGCUCUUUGAAUUGGGUUGCAGCUCACUGGACUCCAAAUUCCGGAGACAAAACUGUACUUCAGUAUGAUGAUGUGAUGAAAUUGGAUUUUGGAACUCAUGUUGAUGGACACAUAGUUGACUGUGCUUUUACUGUGGCAUUCAAUCCUAUGUUUGAUCCUUUGCUUGAAGCCUCACGAGAAGCAACGAACACGGGUAUCAAGGAGUCUGGAAUUGAUGUACGUCUUUGUGAUGUUGGUGCUGCAAUCCAAGAGGUUAUGGAAUCAUAUGAGGUUGAUAUCAAUGGAAAGGUGUUCCAAGUCAAAAGUAUACGAAACUUGAACGGGCAUAGCAUUGGGUGCUAUCAAAUCCAUGCUGGAAAAUCUGUUCCCAUAGUGAAAGGAGGUGAACAGACAAAAAUGGAAGAGGGUGAAUUUUUUGCAAUUGAAACUUUUGCAUCGACAGGUAAGGGAUAUGUAAGAGAAGAUCUGGAGUGUAGCCAUUACAUGAAGAAUUUUGAUGCCGGCCAUAUUCCACUUCGGUUACCCAGAGCAAAGCAACUGCUAGCAACAAUUAACAAGAACUUCUCAACAUUGGCCUUUUGCAGACGUUAUUUAGACCGCCUUGGGGAGACAAAAUAUCUAAUGGCAUUAAAGAAUUUGUCUGAUGCUGGUAUUGUUCAGCCUUAUCCUCCUCUUUGCGACAUCAAAGGCAGCUAUGUAUCUCAGUUUGAGCAUACCAUAUUACUCCGACCAACUUGCAAAGAGGUCAUUUCAAGAGGUGAUGAUUAUUGAUUGUUGACAAAGGUUUGACAUGUUGACUGGAUGAUACCAGUCUGGUGGCUCCAUAUUCCAAUCCGGCUUAUAAUAAAGGCACUGCAGUCCUCUGUUAUGCAAUCUCUCCCUAUCCAUCCCCAGCUCUUCUACACACAACACACACACACACACACACCCUUCUCUCUUCCCUACAAGUGAUUGUUUUUGGUAAAUUGUUACACUCCCUUGGAAUGCAAUUUGAUGCCAUUAUCCUACUGGUUUUGUGGAAUUGAUGAUUUGCUUAUUGGGAUUCCAACGCCCAAGUUGUUGCUAUGAUUUUCUUGUCUAAAAUUUGAGUACUGUGGUAAGAGAUUUCAUGGAAUGCAAGGAAAAAAGAGAAUUUCUUUA